AUGAAAGCCUCUUUGGUUGUCUCUCUUGGGGCUUUUUCUGCCAUUGCUUCUGCACAAGACGCGUUUGAGGCCUCGGACUUUAACGUUGUAGAGGCUCUGGCUGCGAACGGCGUCAACGUCUCCGCCAUUCCUGCCCUGGCUGCACUGAGUGAAAAACGUGCUAUCUCAACCGGAUGCACGGCGGCUUGCGGUGCCCUCAAAACCAUCUUUGGAAACAAGCUUCUCACCAGCGGAUCACCCGCGUACGAUGCAUUCACCAGUGGAUACUGGUCUAUACAAGCAUCUUUGGUGGACCCAGCUUGUGUGUUGAAGCCAUCGAUAGCGCAAGAUGUAUCAAUCUUGGUACUCAUGUCUCGUCUUACUCAAUGUCCCUUUGCCGUAAAGGGCGGUGGACAUACUGCCUUCCCUGGUGCAUCUAACAUUCAAGAUGGCAUCACGGUAAACAUGGAGGACAUGAACGAAACCACACUCUCCAGUGACCAGAAAACCGCAUUCAUAGGGCCAGGAAAUCGAUGGGGGGCGGUAUAUGAAAAGCUUGGUCAACACAGCCUUGCUGUCAUAGGUGGCCGCGCAUCAGAGGUAGGCCUUGGCCUCGUUCUCGGCGGGGGUAUCAGUCACCAAUCCAGUAUCUAUGGAUAUGCUUGCGACAACGUGGCUUCCUUUGAAGUCGUCACUGCAUCAGGUGGUAUCAUCACCGUCACCCCAACCAUCUACCCAGAUCUUUACUGGGCACUUCGUGGAGGUGGGAACAACUUCGGUAUAGUCACCCGAUUUGAGUUGGAGACAAUUUCCCAGGGCUUAAUGUGGGGCGGACUCCAAAUUCACCCAGAGGCUACUUACCCGCUUCUUAUAGAUGCCUUUGCUUCGAUGGCAGAAGACGCCAACAAAGACCCUAAAUCUUCACAGAUUCUUUCAUUUGCUCUGGGAGCUGGCCAAGCGGCCGCACAAAUCCAACUAGAGUACCUCGAGCCUGUAAACAAGCUCAACCCCCCCACUAUCCUCAAAAAGUACCUCAAUAUCACUUCGAUACAUACCGACACCAUGAACAGAACUUUGGCAAAUGACACCUCCCUGAUAACCGAACAGAUGCCCAACGGUCAGCGCUACGCAUUCUGGGCUUCUACCUUCAAACUGGAUCGGGAUCUCAUGAACUGGCUCCAAGAACGCCAUCGACAGGACUUCACCGCCAUGCCCAACAGGGGCUCGCUGACAUUCCAAGCCUUCACUGUACCCGCCAUGCAAAAGAUGAGCAAGAAAGGCGGUAACGCGCUCGGCCUCUCUCCCACGGACGGACCAUUGAUGCACAGCCUCCUUUAUCUGGUCUGGGACGACGCUUCUCAAGACACCAAGAUCCAAAGAGCCGCCCAGAAUUUCUUGAGUGUUGCAAAGGCAGAAGCAAAGAGACGGGGCAAGUACCACGAUUUCAUUUACCUAAACUAUGCUGGGCCGUACCAGAAUGUUAUCCCGAGUUAUGGCAAGGAGAAGCUGGCUAGGCUCAAGGCUGUCUCUAAGAAGUAUGAUCCUGUUGGUGUGUUCCAGAAGCUGCAGCCUGGUGGGUUUAAGCUCGAGGGGGCGCCAUAUGGGGAGAAAAUUUGA
Bipolaris victoriae FI3 is the source of this 1596-nucleotide messenger RNA. RefSeq lists its product as hypothetical. Gene Ontology annotation, molecular function: FAD binding. The transcript is spliced from 2 exons. The record is from RefSeq and is a predicted model, not a curated record. Lineage: Eukaryota; Fungi; Ascomycota; Dothideomycetes; Pleosporales; Pleosporaceae. The coding region runs from base 1 to 1596 and encodes 531 amino acids.